AUGUUUGCGGAACCUUGUAACAAAGAUUCCAUAAAAGCAUCGGAGAAUACUACUGCAACUGUUAUUUGUUACAAAAACGAUCCUCAACUUAUUCCAACAUGUUCUUCAACUGUAGAUCAAGAAACCACAUCAAUUUCAAGUGUGGUAACGAGCUCAAUACAAGGUGCCCCAUCAACAACGGCAACAACAGCAACUACAACAACAAUUCCUGGCUGCCAUACAUGUUCUGGAUCGAAUUAUAUAAAUACCUGCUAUGGAUGUUCAAAUUCAAGUGCUGGCUGUGAGAUCAGUUGUACUUGCUAUGGUGGUAGUGGAUUAACAAAUUCAUCAAUAACGCUUUCACCGGGUUUUGGUAAUGGUUGUUUCGUCGAAAAUGUGAACGGACAACUUCAAUGUACUAGCCGUUGCACUUAA
Messenger RNA from Adineta steineri, 414 nucleotides. NCBI's taxonomy places the organism in Eukaryota, Metazoa, Rotifera, Eurotatoria, Adinetida, Adinetidae. The record is from the annotation of a GenBank genome assembly.